Molecule: messenger RNA, 288 nt
Organism: Prunus armeniaca (apricot)
Lineage: Eukaryota; Viridiplantae; Streptophyta; Magnoliopsida; Rosales; Rosaceae
Source: the annotation of a GenBank genome assembly
AUGGGGACUCGCAAGAUGGCUCCUUCCAAAAAUCAAAGUGCCUCCACGAAACCAGCCUCCUGGUCACUCUACCGGAACUGUGCAUACACACUCUUGAGAAAUUUCUCAACAUCCUCAUGCCGACACAGGGAGCUUGCGAAAUCUGCUCAAAUCACGUCGGACUCACCAAGUCUCACGUACCGAAGGAAGAGGGACAACCAAGUCUCACCAGGGCCUCACCAUGGCUUCACGCCGGAAUCAAUGGAAGACUCGACCUCUCCUUCGAACCACGUCGUGCCGAAGCUGUAA